AAAACUUUUGUCCCAACUUUUUCCUUUGGACGUGAGCAGAGGACAAACGGACAGGGAGCGAGGACCGGAACACACCGAGCCUGACCCCCGCCCCCUCCACCACCACCCCCCGCUCCGUCCUGCGGUCGAGCCGCCGACCCCUCUCCGUUCGCCCGGCCGCCUCUCGGAGCUCCUCUCCCGGGUGCGCAAGGAGGCAGCCGCGCCCCGCGUCCUGCGGGGAAGCGAUGUCGGAGGAGCCCCGCUGCUGUUUGUGACCGGAACUUCUGCUGCUCGGGAAAACUUCCUUGCGCGGACCGAUACCUCCAGAGGGGGGAGGAAAAGAAGAAGUCCCCGUUCUUUCUUUUUCCUCCAUGAAGCGCGCGCAGCCGGCCGAGAGCGCGCCCAGCUGACGCGCAGACAUCGAUAGGUGUGAGGAGCGACGCAGGGUCGCGCCCGCGCCCGGAUUAGGUCGGACAGGCCGGGAUGGAGGGUCCCGCGGCCCCGGGACGGGCCUCCCCCUGCGGGCUGCAGCUGCUGCUCCUCCCGCUGCUCCUGCUGAGCUGCUGCGGGGCCGAGGAAGAGGUGUUGAUGAACACUAAAUCAGAAACGUCCGACCUUCGGUGGACGAAUCAUCCCGCUGACGACCCGGAGUGGGAGGAGAUGAGCGGUCUGGACGACGAGUCCAACAUGGUGCGGAUCUAUCAGAUCUGCACGCCCAACAGUCCGUCCUCCUAUUGGCUGAGGACACGCUGGAUCCCCCGGAGGGCGGCGACCACCGUCUACGUGGAGAUCAGGUUCACCAUGAUGGAGUGUUCUGCUCUCAACCAGCGUCACUGCAAAGAAACCUUCAACCUCUAUUACUACCAGUCCGACAGUGACGAGGCCACGCCCACUCACCCGUCCUGGAUGGAGAACCCGUACACCAAAGUCGCCACGGUCGCGGCCGACCACCUGCUGCGGAGCGGCGGCGAGCGGCGCUCCAACGUCAAGCUGUUGCGUCUGGGGCCGCUGCAGGGGGCGGGGCUCUACCUGGCCUUCCACAGCCAGGGCACCUGCAUGGCGCUGCUGUCCGUACGCGUCUUCUACAGGAAGUGCCCGCCCCUCAGACGUGCCUUUGCCUCCUUCCCCGAAACAAUCCCCCACUCUCUGGUGGAACAGGCUCAGGGUGUGUGUGUGGAGAACGCCGUGACGCCGCCCGGCGAGCUGUCCCGACCUCCCAGCAUGCUGUGUGGCGAAGACGGGCAGUGGGUGGGGCAGCCGACAUCCAGCUGCGCCUGUCGCCCCGGAUACGAAGCGGGCGAGACGGACUUGCGCUGUCGAGCGUGUCCAUCAGACCAGUUCAAGGCGGGAUCAGGACCCGGUGGGUGUAGCCCUUGUCCAACGAACAGCAACAUGCGGAUCCCGGGCUCCGCCUACUGCCUGUGUCACUCUGGUUACCAUCGAGCCGACUCCGACCCGCCACAAGCCGCCUGCACCCGCCCCCCCUCAGCUCCCCGCUCCAUCGUGAGCCAGGUCAACGACACCAUGGUGACCCUGGAGUGGAGCGAGCCGCUCGACCGGGGAGGACGAGGAGACCUGACCUACGGAGUCCUGUGCUCCGGCUGCGGCACCGCCACUGCCACUAAGGGACUGGCUGCUCCCUGUUCUCCGUGUGACGACAGCGUCCUGUACCGCCCGGCGCAGAGCGGUCUGACUCAGCGGCGAGUCGUCAUCUGGGGACUCAGCCCUUACACCAAGUACACCUUCACCGUCCAAUCGUCGAACGGCGUCUCUUCUCUCAGCCAGUCAGAACCGGCCUCGGACAGAGUCAACGUCACCACCAGCAGAGACGUUCCUGCCACACUGUCUGGACUGAGGCGGGCGGCGUCCUCAGAGACCAGUCUGACGUUAGAGUGGAACGUUCCGCUUCUGCAGAACCAGUACCACAUCCUGGACUACCAGCUCCGCUACAGUCCCAAGGACGGCGAGGAGGCGGGUCAGUGGCAGUACGUGUCCACCAGGUCUUCUUCGGUGGUGCUGACGGGGCUGCAGCGGGCGACGCAGUAUGAGGUGCAGGUCCGGGCUCGCUCGCAGGCCGGAUACGGUUCGUUCGGCGCGGCGAGCGGCUUCAACACACAACCUGACGCUGUGAGGAGCCCUCAGCUGGUGGUGACGGGUGUUCUGGUCUCCAUGGGGAUGCUGCUGCUAAUCGCCACGGUGAUGGUCGCUGUGUACUGUUACCGCAGGAGAAAGACAGACUCACAGAUGAGCGAUAAGUUUGGACACUAUCAGAUGGGACAGACGAUGAAGGUGUACAUCGACCCGUUUACCUACGAGGAUCCCAACGAGGCUGUGAGAGAGUUCGCCAAAGAGAUCGACGCCACCUACGUUAAGAUAGAGGAAGUGAUCGGAGCAGGUGAGUUUGGCGAGGUGUGUCGCGGCCGUCUGAGGGUCCCGGGCAGGAAGGAGAACUACGUGGCGAUCAAGACGCUGAAGGGCGGAUACACUGACAAGCAGAGGCGCGACUUCCUGUCGGAGGCGUCCAUCAUGGGUCAGUUCCAGCACCCCAACAUCAUCCACCUGGAAGGCGUCAUCACCACGUCCUGUCCCGUCAUGAUCCUCACAGAGUUCAUGGAGAACGGAGCGCUCGACAGCUUCCUGAGGUUGAACGACGGACAGUUCACCACUAUCCAGCUGGUGGGGAUGCUGCGCGGCAUCGCGUCGGGGAUGAAGUAUCUGUCGGAGAUGAGCUUCGUCCACAGAGACCUGGCCGCUCGCAACAUCCUGGUCAACUCUAACCUGGUCUGUAAGGUGUCCGAUUUUGGUCUCAGCAGGUUCCUGACAGAAAACUCCUCUGACCCUACGUACACCAGCUCCCUGGGAGGGAAGAUUCCCAUUCGAUGGACGGCCCCUGAAGCCAUCGCCUACAGGAAGUUCACGUCAGCCAGCGAUACGUGGAGCUACGGCAUCGUCAUGUGGGAAGUGAUGUCAUACGGAGAGCGACCGUACUGGGACAUGAGCAACCAGGACGUGAUCAACGCCAUCGAGCAGGAUUACCGACUGCCCCCGCCGCCGGAGUGCCCCGCCUCCCUGCACACGCUCAUGCUGGACUGCUGGCAGAAGGAGCGGGCCAACCGGCCGAGGUUCUGCGAUGUGGUGGCGGCGCUCGAUAGGCUGAUCCGGAACCCCGCCUCCCUGAAGGUGACGCACCCAGAAGGCACGAGUUCGUCCCAGCCUCUGUUGGACCAGCGCGUCCCCCCUCCGCUCUCCGCCUGUGGCUCGGUCUCCGAGUGGCUGCGAGCCGUGAAGAUGGAGCGAUACGAGCAGAGCUUCCUGCAGGCCGGAUUCACCAGCCUGGAGAUCGUCUCACAGCUCAACACUGAAGACCUGCUCAGAGUGGGCGUGACCCUCGCCGGUCACCAGAAGAAAAUCCUCUCCUCCAUUCAAACGCUCAGGAUACACAAAACCCCUCCCACCCUGCUCUACUGACCAAUCACAACCAACCCAGGAACAAUGCGGAGUCCCACGCUCUCCUUUUUAUGAACGCUCAAUUCGGAUCUGACCAAUCAGAGAGCCUUAGGGACCCGCAAGGACUCUGCCUCCUGAUGGUUGGACCAAUGAGAGGCUGUGACACUUAGAAGCACAAAGAACACUAAAAGAACAGCGCAGAGCUACUGCUCUUUAAGCCUUGCCAAAUCACUGCAGCCGUUCCACUGCUCAGGAAAACCCCAGAGCUCCUCAUACUUUGAGCUGAUUGGUUGGUUAGAGUUCCAGCAGCCAAUCGGCAUCCACACACAGCAAGGACAUAUGAGGAGGCCUUUCUUAUUGGACGCAGACUACUGCAGAUUUUACUGUUACUGCCCUGUACAGCUCCGCUGUCAUCACUAAGCCCCGCCCACAGCAGGUUAAAGCGCAGCUGGGAUGGGGUUCCGUCCCCCGUCCAUCAAACACUUUCCUGCAACAUUGACGUACCUAUUAACUGCAACAAUAGAAAUUCCGGAAGAUUGAAUUUGAGUUUCUACCAGAUUCUAUUUGACUGUGAUUUGUUUUUCCAUGUUCUACUUGCGUUAAAACAAAGAAAACCCUCUGACGGCUACGACACGUUUACGAAGAGCUGAAGGGGAAUUUCCGUCGUGAAGUGGAUUUGUGUACGAGUUCUUCCUAACUCUUACGGAAUAUUCUGGGAUUUUAUCAGAACAAAUUUUUUUUUUUAAGGACUUCAAGAGGACGCUGCGGAAGAAAGGAAAGUUGUGGAAACACCGUGGACGAAGCAUUCUGAUUCCAAAGGGAACAGACGGGGCACAUCCCGAGGGGAUUUGUGUAUCCUACUGGAAUUCCAAUUCAAAAAUCUGUGAGGAAUAUUCUCGGGAUUGCCUCUUUUGAGAACAUUGCUCAAGCUUUCAUGGGAAAAACAAAAACUGUGACAGAACCUCUCGGAGGUUUCAUCCGAUUCACUGUGAUUCUUCAGGUGCUGAAAUUCCCUGGAACAAUGGGAGACUUUUCAUGACAAACUUUUUCAGGACUAUUCGCGUGGAAUUACACGUCUCUUGAAAGGACAGCAAGGUUUUUUUAAACCGUGGUUCAGCAAUCGCAGAUGGUCUUAAUUUCCGCUUGGAUUUCAACAGUGUACUUCGUCGAGCCUGCGUUUCCAUACGGAGGGAUCUAGAAGUACUUUCACUCCUUGGAGUGGCAGUGCACCCCGAAUCUUUCCUUCUUCUAUCUGUCAGAUGAAGCGGUUUCCAGUGUGAUUCAUUCAGUGACACGUUGAGUGUCACUUUAAAACAUUUCAUUUUCAACCCGCCUGCGGCUUGGUGUCAAACGAGAACCGUAUCAUGGGUCAACUGUCUCGGGUUUGAUGACCGGACCCGGGAAUAUUUGGACAAUUUUGUAUCGACGUCAAACUGUUGAUGGUUUUUGUAUUGUAGCACUUUUUGUACCCCGAUAUUUGAUCGUGUGAUCAUGUUUUUACGCCGAGCAGAAGAUCAAUGUUUUUGUUUUUUAUAAUAAACGUACAUUUUUCGAGAAAAUC
Scophthalmus maximus (turbot) is the source of this 4987-nucleotide messenger RNA. RefSeq names its product eph receptor B4b (gene ephb4b). Gene Ontology annotation, biological process: central nervous system projection neuron axonogenesis; cell surface receptor protein tyrosine kinase signaling pathway; protein phosphorylation. Gene Ontology annotation, molecular function: protein binding; ATP binding; transmembrane-ephrin receptor activity. Bases 463 to 3447 code for a protein of 994 amino acids. The transcript is spliced from 21 exons. The record is from RefSeq and is a predicted model, not a curated record. Lineage: Eukaryota; Metazoa; Chordata; Actinopteri; Pleuronectiformes; Scophthalmidae. Gene Ontology annotation, cellular component: plasma membrane; neuron projection.